CACCUGCUCCACAGACGCAGCGGGUCGGCGGCAGGGGACGCGGUGAGCGGCGGGCUCGGCCGGGGCGGACGAGACGGAGGGCAAGAGGCGGGAGAGGCUGGAGCCCAGCUAUGAAGUCUUACACUCCGUAUUUGAUGCUCCUGUGGAGUGCGAUUGGCGUAGCCAGGGCUGCCAAAAUCAUCAUUGUGCCGCCAAUUAUGUUUGAGAGCCACUUGUACAUUUUCAAGACACUAGCCUCAGCCUUGCACGAGAGAGGCCACAACACAGUAUUCCUCCUCUCGGAAGGCAGAGAUAUCGCCCCAUCUAAUCACUACAGUCUCCAGCGGUACCCAGGAAUCUUCAACAGUACCACCUCGGAUGCUUUCCUGCAGUCCAAAAUGCGGAAUAUUUUUUCCGGGAGAUUGACAGCGAUGGAACUGUUUGACAUUCUGGAUCACUACACUAAGAACUGUGACAUGAUGGUUGGCAACCAAGCCCUAAUCCAGGAUCUGAAAAAAGAAGAGUUUGACCUGCUGCUGGUUGACCCCAAUGAUAUGUGUGGAUUUGUGAUAGCUCAUCUCUUAGGAGUUAAAUAUGCUGUAUUUUCAACUGGCCUUUGGUACCCUGCUGAAGUAGGGGCUCCAGCUCCUUUAGCUUAUGUCCCAGAGUUUAACUCACUUCUCACAGACCACAUGAAUUUGCUGCAAAGGAUGAAAAAUACUGGCAUUUACCUCAUUUCCAGAAUAGGGGUUAGCUUUCUGGUUCUUCCCAAAUACGAGAGGAUAAUGCAGAAAUACAACCUGCUGCCUGCAAAGUCCAUGUAUGAUCUGGUUCAUGGGUCCAGCCUAUGGAUGCUCUGUACUGACGUGGCCCUGGAGUUCCCAAGACCCACCCUGCCUAAUGUUGUGUACGUAGGAGGAAUCCUUACAAAGCCGGCCAAUCCACUGCCAGAAGAUCUGCAGAGCUGGGUAGAUGAUGCUCAGGAACAUGGCUUUGUCCUGGUAUCUUUUGGAGCUGGUGUUAAGUAUCUGUCAGAAGACAUUGCUAACAAGCUGGCUGGAGCUCUGGGGAGACUGCCUCAGAAAGUGAUUUGGAGGUUUUCUGGAACCAAACCAAAGAAUCUAGGAAACAACACUAAGCUCAUCGAAUGGUUGCCGCAAAAUGACCUGCUUGGGCAUUCAAAUAUCAAAGCCUUCCUAAGCCAUGGUGGUUUGAACGGUAUUUUUGAAAGUAUGUAUCAUGGUGUACCUGUAGUCGGAAUCCCACUCUUUGGAGACCAUUAUGACACUAUGACCCGGGUACAGGCAAAAGGCAUGGGAAUCUUGCUAGAGUGGAAGACAGUUACUGAAGGAGAGUUGUAUGAGGCACUGGUGAAAGUUAUCAAUAAUCCCAGCUAUCGACAGAGGGCUCAGAAGCUGUCAGAAAUUCACAGGGAUCAGCCUGGUCACCCUGUCAAUCGGACUACCUAUUGGAUAGAUUAUAUUCUUCGCCAUGAUGGAGCCCACCACCUGCGUUCCGCUGUCCAUCAGAUCUCGUUCUGUCAGUACUUUCUGCUGGAUAUCGCCCUGGUGCUGUUGGUUGGUGCUGCCUUGUUAUAUUUUCUUUUGUCCUGCGUGAUAAAAUUUAUCUACAGAAAAAUCAAAAGUCUGUGGUCUAGAAGUAAGCAUAACACAGUUAAUGGACAUUACCAAAAUGGAAUCCUUAAUGGCAAAUACAAAAGAAAUGGCCAUAUUAAACAUGAAAAGAAGGUGAAAUGAACCAGCAGCCCAGGUGAUGGAAACAAGGUGUUCAGUCAUUGGUUUGUAUUGCUAUGCAUUAGUCUAACAGCUACUAAAAGUAAAAUGUCAGUAACAGUUCUAGCACUCCCUUAGCAAAUCUUACUAAUGAAAUGCUGUGGAUAUGAUGGUAAAGAGCACAGACCUAAGUCCAAAAAUGCAUUUUAUUCAAAUACCGAUUCAGAGACUUGACACUGAGCCUUUUAGAAGCCUUAAUUAUUUAAAUCAAUUAAGUGACUGUGUCAGACCUUAGUUGUAAAUGUUAUGUGUGCAUUACAGAUGAGGAAUGGUGUUUUUUUUCUUAAUACUGUGUGUGUGGGUGUGCGCGCGCGCGUGCGCACACGUGUCUUCUGCCAUAGAGAAUUUUAGCUGACUGCUUGUUGUAUUCCUUGAAAGUACAGCAUAUUCAGGAAUGAAGCAGAGAAACAGGGCCCAAAUGUUUCUCUUCCGAUGUUUAGCAUGUGUGAACUUAGAUCACUACUCAGUGCAAAGGUGAAUGACACAGUUUUUGUAUUUUGGGUUAUUUUAGAUGUUUUAUUUGUUUUGUAUUACCCUUUUCUUAUCUACUAUGGACACCUGGAGGAAACAUUUAAUGUCAUAAAUGAGUAAAUCAGUUGUUAUAUUUUGCUUGUGUUUUCCUCAUACCGAUAAUUUUUCUUUGAGAGAAUUUUAUAAUUAUUUCUGUUGUAUUUUAAUAAGUAACAGGUUAAAUGCAUAAUUAAGAUGAAACAACAAAGCUCUGACUUUUCAUCCAAAUACUGAAGAUUAUUGCUCACCUGGCAGUUUGAGACAGGGUCACUGGCUUUUUCGUAAGUAGCAUUUUGAAUAUUCAGGCUUCACAGUUCCAAAAUUUUGCCUUUACAAUACCAUCGUCUUUAUUCCUUCUAUUGUCGAGGUCACACAAUCUAAUACAUGGGUGCCAACAUUUAGUUCUUUUAAGCAAAACAUUUAUGAUUACUCUUCCUGGUAGGUGCUCUGUCUGCAGGGGCUGGAGGUGCUUGGUAGCAAGGCAGACUUCACAUGCUACACAGGAGUGACAGGAUUGAGUGGAAUGACCUGUAUAUGCAAAUAACUUCCCAUUUCCCUCCGCACUACUUCAGCCCCAGCUCUGCAGCUGCUUCUGGUCAAUGUGUCUGACGUGCAACGGUGACAGUAUUCAUUUGGAACAGGGAGGCCCAAGUGACAACCCUCGUAAAUCAGGACCUCUCUGCUACACCACUCACUAGAUACAACUGUAAGCUUACUCCAAACCACUCUGUUUACUCAGCCUUUGCAGUACACAUGCUGAGUGUGUGCUUUAUUUAUUUGUGGUUGGAAAGCCCACAUCUACACUUGAGAGUUGAAAAAUGAAAUAUGUACUUAAUAUCAUUCACUAACAUGGAAGAGUCAUGAGAGCUCUAGAAUGCUGUAAAAUCUUGUCAUACACUAUGACAUACAACUUCAUGACAUGCCCACCAGGAGCCACUCUCCUAGUCUUAGAAAUAUUAUCUCUGUAAUUUUCUAAUGCACAGUGAAGAUAAGUGUACUGCUUUUGGCAUACUUGAAGAAAUGGUACUAUACAUAUAAACCCAUUCGUUAUAUCUCUUCACAAUCUUAUCACCAUGUUGCCCUUAUAAGGGGAGAAAGGCACAGGCAGUGAAUGGUGGGGUGGUAACAAGAUGUAGAGUGUAUGAAUGAAUUGAUUUUACUUUUUUGGCAUUUGAUGAAGUUGACAGUAGGCACUGACUAGAUGAUUAAGCAUAAGUUAAUUUCCACUGUGAUUAAAAAUCUUAAACAAUAAAUGAUUGAAAAUAGAGAAAUGUUGUUGGAAUAAAAUUUUUAUUCCUGUUUUUAUUUCACAGUAUUAUAUGUAGGGAUGUAUUCACUAUAAACAUGUUUCUAAGG
Nannospalax galili (Upper Galilee mountains blind mole rat) is the source of this 3638-nucleotide messenger RNA. RefSeq names its product UDP glycosyltransferase 8 (gene Ugt8). The coding region runs from base 111 to 1736 and encodes 541 amino acids. NCBI's taxonomy places the organism in Eukaryota, Metazoa, Chordata, Mammalia, Rodentia, Spalacidae. Gene Ontology annotation, molecular function: UDP-glycosyltransferase activity. The record is from RefSeq and is a predicted model, not a curated record. The transcript is spliced from 6 exons.